This is a messenger RNA of Ostertagia ostertagi, 630 nucleotides long. The record is from the annotation of a GenBank genome assembly. Lineage: Eukaryota; Metazoa; Nematoda; Chromadorea; Rhabditida; Trichostrongylidae.
AUGGUGACGGGCGAAUGGGCUCUCCUACUGUGGAAAAUGCACGUAGCCCAACAACUGCAUACUUUUCAGGCGAAGUCAGUGCAGGAACUCGUCUCUAACCCUGAUCAAAACGAUUUCCGUAAAACUCCAGUUGACUUCUCGAAGCUGUUUCGGCCAGGGCGACUUCUGAACGCCCUCCGACAAGUGACGGCAAGAUCGAGCGGUUGUACGAUGGACAUGCUGCGGCUCUCUUCUGCAUGGGAUUCGUCACUCAUCGCAAAUGAUAUUUCGAUCCAAGUUCAGGUUAGAAAUUUGACACAAUUGCAAGCUAGUCCCGAUCCAAAUGUUUGGUCCAUGAAUUCGCAAGGUAAAACUCAAAGAAUUCGCCUUCAGGGGAUCCUCCUACAAGGAGCGCUAUUCGAUGGCCAACUUCGUGACACCGUGGUCAGUACUCCACCAGUCACCACCGCUCCGCAGCUAACACUUGGUUGGACGAAAAUCGGAUCUCCAACACAAUACAAGGAGAGCGAAUCUGUGUCUGUACCGCUUUACACCGACGUUACACGCAGUGAAUACAUCGCUACCGUAGCGAUGCCAUGUUCGGAUGUCCACAAAUGGAAUAUUGCAGCUGUGGCAUUAUUUUUGAGAUAG